Molecule: messenger RNA, 6671 nt
Organism: Stegodyphus dumicola
Lineage: Eukaryota; Metazoa; Arthropoda; Arachnida; Araneae; Eresidae
Gene: Bili
Product: FERM domain-containing protein 8 Bili
Biological process (GO): negative regulation of canonical Wnt signaling pathway
Cellular component (GO): cytoskeleton; plasma membrane
Source: RefSeq, a predicted model, not a curated record
UGGCAAACCUUAGUAUAUUAAGGCUACUAUAAGUAUAUUAAAGAACCUUGGUUGCCGUUAGGAUGCAGACGCUACUGUCUUAUUGUAGUUGGUAGUUAUGUUCUCAGUAAAAAUAUUUAUGCACAUGGUACCUUAAUCUAGUUAUAAAACAAACAGGGGAAAAUUUUUUCUUUACUGCAUUCUAAAUUUUUCAAUUUCAGAGCUCAUUGAUAUGUGUUAGUGGUGUUGCAUGGGUAAUUUUAAAUGAAGAAUAAAAGUGAUAAAUCGUGUUUGAUAUCGAGCCCAGUCUACGUUCAGAAUUUUUCCCUGCAUUUUCUGUAGAAAUAUUUGAAUCUGUUUAGGAAUUAUAAAUAUGUUAGAGCAGCUAUCCAUUUUAUAAACUGAAACUGUUGGGUACGCACAGCAAAGUCAUGAGGUGCGGAGAGACUGGCUUUGAAUAUUCUCAUACGUUCCACUACUCGCCUCACGGAGCAGCAACAGGUCCUUUGCAGAUAAAUGAGGAUCAUGUUUCAGAGUGGGAAUUACCGCGAUCUUAUCCUGUUGGUUUUAGAGCUGUUCAUCCUGAGUAUAUACCAAGACAUCCAAUUCCAUCACAGCCUUCACAAGCAUGUUAUCUGCCAAACAGUCCAGCUCAAUGGCAUCGUGAUGUCAAUCAGAGAGCACAAAAACAUGUUAAAAAAGAAGACAUUUGUGUGAUGCUAAUGAACAAAGUAGUGCUUUGUGUAGAAUCAGAGAAUCCCCCGCAAGCCACUGUGCAAGAACUUAUGGAACUAAUUUUAUUAGAUGAUCAGGAUCUUUCAUUACCUGCUAGUGCAAGAGAUGUUUUCUCUUUAUGGCUUGUUUCACCUAUGCUUGAGCUUCAACUCACAAGUUUUCAACGUCCAUACCAUACCCGUCAGCAGUGGAUGACUCUGCUUUUAAAAUAUACUUCGGCUACCACUAAGCAUUUGGAUAAAGAUGAACCUGAACUGUUUCUGAAAAGAAAUGUGUUUUAUGACAAGCAAGAUGAGAUGAGAAUAUGUGAUAUGAAAAUAUUGGAGUUGUUGUAUGAAGAAGCCAAGUAUAAUAUCCUUAAGGGUCGCUAUCCUUGUGAUAUACAAGAUUGUGAUGUUCUGGCAGGUAUUCAGGCACGUCUAGAGUUGGGACCUUUCAAUCCCCAAAUUCACACUGCUGAAUUUUUUAGAAGUAAGAUAACUGAUUACCUCCCAAGUUAUGCUUGCAAAAAUCGUUGGUCUAUCUUAAAUGUCAGUGCUAAACCAGGUCCUGAACAUAGGCUGUUGGAUCGAUACCGAAACAUAUCAGUAAACACUACUAGGUAUAAAUUGUUGAGGAAAUACAUGGAAUUCUGUUGGUCUCUUCCUUAUUAUGGCUCUGCAUUUUUCCAUGCUCAAGUAGAAAAACCAGUUAAAGGUCUUUCCCUUUUGUUUGAUCAUUUUGACCAGAUGGUUUUAGUUGGAAUUAAUAGAGAUGGUGUGCAUAUUAUUGAUGAAGUUGAUUCAUGUCUUCUUCUAAGUAUGAAGUUCAGAAACCUAUCAUGGGAUUAUGCUGCUGCAUUCAAGGCUGAAAAUCCAGACUGCCUUCCAUGCUUAUUUAUUCAGUUCAAAAUUCCUGGACAGCGUACAAGGGAGACAAAGUUGAUUCAAAUAUUCUCUUAUCAGGCUAAUAUGAUGGAUAAAUUAAUUUCCAAGUUUGUUGAAGAAUUAAAACAAAGGCCUUCAUGGUGUGAAGAUCAAGUAGAUAAUUUCAUCUCAGUGCCUCAUGAAGAAGAUGACAUCCUGCCAAUAACUACAAGACGUUUAUCAUCUGAAGCAUAUAUUGAAGACAGGUUGAAAAGAUUAUCACUGACUACUUUCAAUGAAUCAGGUAAACCUGUGCACUCACCAAAAUCCUGGUCAUUUCAAAUAUAAAUGCUUGGAAUUAAUUUCUUGUGAAUCCUAUGAAGCAUGGAUUGAAACAUUAACAUGCUAAUUGUAUUUUUUAGCUUGUGGUGUGGAUUAUUUAACACUGUUUACCUUUAACAUGAUGCAUAUUGAAAUUUUUUUUUCAAUAUGCAUCAUGUUUUCAAUAUGCAUCUGUUUUGGUUUACAGUCUCAAUCCGCUGAACACAGAAAGCACUUUUAUAAUGAUAUUGCACUUGUGAAAAAUUUACAGCAUGCUACAAUGUUGUUAUAGCAGCACUUGACCCUGCAUUAGGUGUUUCUGUUGCAUAAUUAGGCACUUCAGUGAUAGGUGUCGCCCACCUAUUAAAAUGUAUCUAGAAUAAGGAAUAUCAUUUUUGAAUGAUGAUUGUUUCAUUUAUUUGACAAAAUGUUAAUUGCACAUUAGACUUUUGAUUUGUAUUGUUUGAGUAUCGGUCUUCAGUAAAUAUAACAUAUUUUUUUCAUUCAGCAUUUGUAUCUUCUGUUGUCUCUAUCUUUCAGCAUUUUAACAGUUUACUUGCUACAUAUAUAAGUGUGCAGCUGACACCUAUCACACCUGUGCUUAAGCUAGGGUUACAGAAUUCCAGUGUUGUGUAUGUUUCAAAUAAUUUUCAUUAAAAGGUGCAUUAUAAAGCCUGUUAUUAACAUACUUCCAUGCUGAUGUUUCAUUGCUUGUGAAUUUAUAAUAAUUUAACCCCUUGCAGUUGAGAAGUAACUCUCAGUCCCCACUCGAUUUGAUUGAAUUUUUUAUUUCCUAAAAUAAAACUCAAGUGUUCUUAAAAUUACUUUUGUAUUUUCAUACAAAAUAUGUAUCUUGUGUAUUGACUUCUCAUUGAUAUCAUUAAUCUUUUAACAGGAACUUCCAUUAUGAAUUAAUAAAAAUUUCAGUAAAUUUUUGUAAAUUGAUAUUGUGUAAUAAUAAUUCAAAACCAUGUGAAUUUCUAAUUCAUUCUGAUGAAAACUGUAUUAAAUUUUUAUAUACAUUUAAUUUUUAGCGCAAAAUGAUGGAUCUUCUAGUUAUGAUGGCAGUUAUUAAAUUGUAAUUUUUUUCAUGGCUGCGGAAAGUAUCCAUUGUUGCAUAUUUAAAAUCUAUAUUUCAGUGUCAGAUGUGUGAACAUGUGGCAUUUCAUACCAAAAAAUUUUACAGAACAUAAUCAGAUUAUAACUGAAUAUAAUAUGGUCAUGUUGAUUUCUGGAGAACAGCAAUAACUGUCAAUGCAUGAAAAUGAAAAAUAGGAUUUUGAGAACCCUGUAUUAUGAUACAGCAUUCUAAAGCUAUGAGACAUUUAAUCAAAUUUUUUAGAAAGAUUUGUGGAAGUUCAUCAAAAAGAAAUAACUGCUUUUCUUAAAAAAGCAGCACAUAUAUAUUUAGAAUGAGUAUUCUUCAAAUUUGUGAUUUUAUAUAACUUUUCAGUCCUUUCACAUUUACAUUCAUUCUCUCUUGUGUACUGCCAUUUGAAUCUGCUGUUUAGCUUUUAAUUGUAAAGCUGUAAUGCAUCAAUUCCUCCUACUACUUUCAGUUUAAUAGUAAACUGAAUACUAAAUUUGCUUACUAUUUGUCUCAGAUGUAAUACUAAGGUGACCAGAUUUCAAAGUUCAGGAUGAUACAGCAUUUUCUGUUAUUGAGGUAGAGGUAGUAUAUAGGUCAAUAUGUAUAUAAACUAAAAUAAAUAUUUUUUAACAUGUAAAGGAUAAAUCAAAAUGCAGUAUUCAUUGUUCAACAAAGUAAUAAAUUUGUAAAUUUAAAGCUGUGUCUUAUUACUAGUCCAGAAAAUGUUCAGAGCGUGAAAUACUUGCUCAGUUGCAGGAACUCUGGGCAUUUUAAAACAUUUGAACAAAGAAUCUGGUUCUUAUUAAAAUAUGCAGUUAUUUAUGCUUACCUCUGAACUGGGCACAUCUUAUUUUUCAACCAUUCCAGUAUUUUUUCUACCAUAAUAUAUUGUAUAAGAUAAACAAAUUCCUCAUAUAUAUCAUUUUCCAAUAAUUUAUGAUUUGGUAUUAUUUUAUUAAUUAACAAAGAGGCUGUUUCCACUUGACCCCAAGAAAAGAUUUCAUUUAAUAUGAUGCCUGGGACACUUUUCUUGAGAUUGGAAAUAAGUCUUCAGUGGUAAAAACAUUUGGAAUACACUUUUAAUGGUGGGAAGUAAUUCUAACGAUCUUGUUUGUGAAUACCAUAGUAUCAUUGAAAAAUUGGUUUCUACGAAGUUGCAGAAAUUUUUCAAUGCUUCUACUCUGAAGAUUUAAAGUAUAUCUUAGAAAUAAUUGUCUCUACAUAAACUGGCAAAAUAUCAGCUGAUAUUCUUGUAGUAGAUGGAUAAUAUAUAUUGGACAUCCAACUCUUGUUAAACCAUGGUUAAAGUUUUAUUUCAGUUUAACCAAAACAUUAUUUUUUCCACGUCUGUUGGUUCCUCCAAAGUUAGAAUUCCUAUUAUUGGAACAAAGAUCAAUAAGUUUUUUCAUUAUUUUCUUCAUGACAGGUAGUUAAAUAGUUGCUGGCAAUAUCAGAUUUUUCACCAAGUAAGGCUUGAAAUUCUAAAAUUUUUACUCUAACUCUAUAAUCCAAUUCAGUAUAAAUUUAAGAAGCAUUGAAAAACGUUUUUUUUCCCCCCUAGUGAUUGGAUGCAUCAGUGAAGAUUAAAACAAAUGAACAUUUUUCCAAAUCAUUAUGCAAAGCUCUUAAAGCAUAAGUCAUGAAAACAUUUAGUAUUAUUGCUUCAGCCUUGGUUUGCGCAAAUUUAAAUUUAGGUUCAAAUGCCUUUUGAAGCAGCUUGGACAAACAAUCCAUAGACUUAAAACUAUGGUUGUGGCAAAUAAUAUGGUAUGCGAAAGUACCUUCUACUGCAGUGAAUUCAUCUUCCUGUAUCACCCAUUUUUUCCUGUUUGAGGAAAUUCCUUAAUGAUGAGAUUAGAUGCAGCUGCAGAGUUUUACCUUUCAUUUUUGUUACAAUUUAUAUGAAGUUUAAUAUCUGUAUGUCUACCAUGGCAUAUUGUAAAUUUUGAAGACCAUGUUCACAGCACAGUAUUGCACCACACAUUAGAAUCGCUUAUAGCUUUAUCAAUGCAGAGUUAUUCCUUCUGUAGGUCUUUGUUAAAUUUUUUUUUGUUGUGGAACCCAUUACUAAAAAAAAUCAAUGGUAAAAAUAAUACAUUCAAUUAAACUGCAGUAAAACAUAUGUUCAGCAAUAUGUAAUGUACCAUUGAUAAAUAAAAAAUAUAUGUCAUUGCCAAUAGAGAAACGUUAUUGCCCAGCAUUGUUUCGGCAGAUUUUAAAAAAAUAUUUCAACCCUUAUGCAAAUUCAAAAUGAUGAUGGAAUAAAAGUUUUAAACCUGACAAAGAAAGCUGAUUUUAUAUGCUUAUAUCUAGAAUGAAAUUUCAGCAAAUGAUAAAAGAAUUAUUUUUAGAUGCCAUUCAAUAGUAUGUAAGGGUGUGUAAUGCAUACAUACUAAGGUAUAUAAUGCACCGUUGAUAAUUAAAAACUAUAUGUGUAUAUUAUACAUUGAAAUCACAAUCGAAUAAAUAUAUCAAUUAAAAAUUGCAGUGCUGUCUUUUAAGUGAAUAUCUGAACUGUAACUGUGAAAAAAAUUCUGAGGAUGUUGGUCAGUUGAGGAGAGAAAUAGUGGAAUCAGAAAUAUAUCUCCUGUACAACAAUUUUUCUAAGGUAAACAUGAAUCCCUUGUUUAUCCGGCUGAUUUGGUGUGUAUCUCUUAACUUAUGCUUGCAGUCUCAAUUUGCAAUUUACACUACUUAAAUAAUAUAUGCAUUGAAACUUUUAUGUUCUCACACUGUUUUUUGGGACCAAAAAAUCGGUACAGGGACUGAAAAUUCAGGGCGUCUGAUCACCUUAGAUAUACACUUUGACAAUCAUUAUGGCAUCAGACAUCCUAAAGGUAAAGGAUGUAGUAAAUGGUUAUGAUCAUCAAAAUGAAUUUGAUGUAUUCUUAUUGGAUGGGACUUUCUGCACUGGUCAUCAUAAUGGAAUAAUGACUGCUCACUAUAAUAUGUUGAUUGUUCUUAUAAAAUAUUAAACCUUCAGUCUAGAGAGGGAAAUAAGCCACAAAAAUUCAAAAAUUAGUUUAAACUUAUAUAAAUAUAUUCUUGCUUUAAUUGGUCAUGCAUCAGAGAGAUGGAAAUCGAUUUUUAAAGAGUUUGAUUUAGUUUUUCAAUUGUCCAAAAACAGCUAGAGUACAGAAUUCAAGGAUCUCGGAACUCCCAUCCUCUGGGCAGGAGAUUCAGUCAAUAGAUGUCAAGUUUCUUCAUUUAACAAUGACAUUAGAGUCAUAAACACUCCUGUAUUAUUCAUCCAUCUGGCACUACACUGUUGUGUCCAGGGUGGCAUGUAUUCAAAGGAAAAGAGCGAAAUGUUUGUUUUUCUGGAUAACUUAUUGUUGGAUUUAUUCUCUUUUUCAAACUGACAUUUCAAAUAGCUACUAAAUAAUAGAAGAGCAUUUCAAAUAACCUUAGAUCUUGCAUGGCUUGCAUUUAUUCCACAUGUGUGAAUUUUCUGUGUUAAUUUAGAUAUAGAAAUCCAAUCUGAAAUAUGACAGUAUUUUUGUGGUCCACAUAAUUGUUGAAAGGUUUUAAGAUACGUACAUCUAUAUAUUACAUUAUAUAUCAGUAAUAUGUCAUUUUCAUAGACUUUCAUGCUAAUUUAUUUAUUUAAAUGUACUUUUUAUGUAUGCAUGUGUCUGAAAACAUGCUUUGUGCAUUUGUGUUUUUAUGUAGAUAAGUGUAAUAUAUAAUUUAUAUAUGAA